UAUGGUGGCGGCCGUUGGCGCGGCGGCGCUUCCGGCGGGCGCGGGGGCCUGUGGGGGAUCGCCGCGCGCCACUUCUGCCCGGCGGUGCUGAAGGAGCCGAGCCGCCAUGUCUCACACAAUUCUACUUGUCCAGCCUACCAAGAGGCCAGAAGGCAGAACAUAUGCUGAUUAUGAAUCGGUGAAUGAGUGCAUGGAAGGAGUCUGUAAAAUGUAUGAAGAGCAUCUGAAGAGAAUGAAUCCCAACAGUCCAUCCAUUACAUAUGAUAUCAGCCAGUUGUUUGACUUCAUCGAUGACUUGGCAGACCUCAGCUGUCUUGUUUACCGUGCUGAUACUCAGACAUACCAACCAUACAACAAAGACUGGAUAAAGGAGAAGAUCUACGUCCUCCUCCGCAGGCAGGCCCAGCAAGCAAGCAAAUAAUGGGGGCACCAUCAUGGCAUGGGUUUGGGGAGGGUUUGGACAACAGGUGUGUACAGAGUGUAGUAGUGAACGUUUUGUAUUAUAGUCAUCCUGUUGCCAUCUUGAUAAACUCCUUAGCCAGGACUGAUUGUAUUUUUAGAGAUACAAGGAUUUUGUUGGAUUUUACUUUUUUUUCAGUGUAAAUGGAGAAGAAAGUACAACAUCUUCAGCAGAGUUUUGGGGUUUUUUUCCUCCUUUUGCUAAUGGUCCUACCUUAUUUGAACCCCUGGGGCUGUUCGCAUUGUACUUCACCACAUUUGCAGUAUGUGUCCCUCUGUGGGUUUUUCAACAUUCAGUUAUGUCCUUGAGAUGUCUUAAUGGGAAAUAAAAAACUACCCUUUAGCUAAA
This is a messenger RNA of Corvus hawaiiensis (hawaiian crow), 808 nucleotides long. It is a transcript of the gene ERH, whose product is annotated as ERH mRNA splicing and mitosis factor. The transcript has 4 exons. NCBI's taxonomy places the organism in Eukaryota, Metazoa, Chordata, Aves, Passeriformes, Corvidae. The record is from RefSeq and is a predicted model, not a curated record. The coding region runs from base 107 to 421 and encodes 104 amino acids.